UACCGCCGUUGAACGCAGCCUGGUAGAUUUGCCAGCCAGCUGAACUCUGACCAAAACAAACCGAGAGAAAACAUUUGACUGACUCUGAAACAGCUGACUUCUAAAUGCCGAGGGGAUUAAACAAGAGGUGUGGAUAGAGACUGCAUGUAGCGUUGGCUAGCUGUAGUGCUAACGCUAUCGUAGUGAAGCUACCGUUAGCCACCGGUCACGUAAUGCCAGGCGAGCCAACGGUAACUAGAAGUAGCGGCUGCUUCUUCUACUUUAAGCACAACACUUUGAAACGACCCUCUAAACAAACAGCUGCGUGGGCUAAACUAAAACACUGAUACUUCAUUUUCAACGCUGUUUUUUUUGUUGCUGCCUUGGAUCGACCACUCACGUCAGUAUGGGGAUGUGCCUUUCGUGCCUUUGCGGUGAAGCGGACGACGUCGUUAUCACUCCAGAUCCUGAAACAAGGAGACGGCAGUUAGCUGAGGCUGCUGAGAAGAGACAAAAGGAGACAACAUAUAGGGGUGUCAAAAAUCCAGAAGCGGUCGAGAGGAAAAGGAAGAAACAGGAAGAGACUGAGAAACAGGCGAUGAACAGUUCUUUAUCAGGUGGUGGUGGUUUAAAGUGGCAGAUGGGAUGAGUACACUGGUGGAAAAAUGUGAAGAAUUAAGUCUGAAGUCCAAAAACAACAUGGAGUUUUUCUGCAAGAUGACUUGAAAAGUGUCUGAACUGCGGUUCACUUUUCAACAAUGUUUCCCCUUGUUAGAGUUUUCCAGCGUCGUGUAAUCUGAUGUGAGGAAAUAACAGCAGGACUAACCUCCUUCUCGCUGAGUCACACAAAAUAUUUUGGAUCUUUGUACAAGUCGGAGAUAAUGUUUAUGCUUCACCACUACAUUACUCAUGUUAGUUUUUAUAACCAGUGAUUAAUAAUUACUUUAUAAUUGUCAAUGUCCACAUUACCUUUUGCAUGACUUCUAAAAUCCAUGUCACAAGUUGAACACAGUAAAUGUUUACAAAGAAAUUUUACUGUGCUCUUUGUCAUGAGUUAGUGUACAGUAAUAUUAAGCUUCCAGGUACCAUUCAUUUCACAUUAUGAAAUGCUCCAUUUGUUGGUAACACGACAUUUAGUACAAACAGUGUUGUAACAUGUGUUUACCAAACUUAUAAUUCACUUUCUAUAAUUGCUUUUCUCUAGAGUAUUUUCCUGACUGCUUAAUUUUACAUGUUACAUCACGUCAUUGAGCAUUCAGCUCAAAUGACACACCUGGCAAACAGCGCAGCAGCUACAAACAACACAACCUUCAGAUUUCAAAAGUGUAAAAUGGGGAAUACACCUUCAUUUACCUUGUGAGUGUGACCUAUUGCACUGGCAAUGUUGAUUGUCUUUUCAUACAGUCUUUGGUUUUUCUCUGAACAGUUUUGGUUUGUUGUUUUGAAUUAUAAUGCAUCUGAAAUACAUUACUGAUGUGUUGCUCAUUUCGUUAAAUUACAUUUCAAAUGCAUUUAUGAAUUGCCACAAGACAGAGAAGCUUCUAUUUUGUACACGGUUUGUCAGUCUUGACAAACAGGAAUUGAGCUUGCUAACUUUUAACAGUGGGAUAAAAUGAAUAUCAACUGAAAUGGAGACAUGAAGAAACUGAAGGAAAGAAUGUCUUAAUUAUUUAUGUUAUGAUUUUAUUUUAUUUUUUUGUUGUUAAACUUUGAAUUGCUUUAAGGAGAGCAUUACUGAUGGCCUUCACCUAACUCUAAUUGCUUCCAGUGCACACACACUCUCUGUUUUGUAGGUCAGGAAAGCCAAUGUUAUUUGCUACAAUAAAUCACAUUUCUGCUA
Molecule: messenger RNA, 1819 nt
Organism: Solea senegalensis (Senegalese sole)
Lineage: Eukaryota; Metazoa; Chordata; Actinopteri; Pleuronectiformes; Soleidae
Product: small VCP interacting protein
Exons: 4
Coding region: 386-628 (80 amino acids)
Biological process (GO): negative regulation of retrograde protein transport, ER to cytosol; negative regulation of VCP-NPL4-UFD1 AAA ATPase complex assembly; positive regulation of autophagy
Cellular component (GO): endoplasmic reticulum membrane
Source: RefSeq, a predicted model, not a curated record